Molecule: messenger RNA, 3582 nt
Organism: Patella vulgata (common limpet)
Lineage: Eukaryota; Metazoa; Mollusca; Gastropoda; Patellidae
Product: protein GPR107-like
Exons: 16
Coding region: 4-1899 (631 amino acids)
Biological process (GO): transport
Cellular component (GO): membrane; Golgi apparatus
Source: RefSeq, a predicted model, not a curated record
AGAAUGGAGAUAUGUGGAAGAAGAAACUUCUAUUCACAGAAAAUAAACAUGUUUUUGCGAGUAAUGACUAUGUUGGGGGUCAUCAGCACUACACUUGGAAAACGACAUGACUUAAUUCUGACGGAUGAUGACCGAAAACGGAUUACCCUUAGUUCAUUUGGUUUUCUGAAAGGAGGAACUCUGUCUGUUAAUAUUACUAACUUUAAUUAUAAACUAAAUUCCAAGACUCUUCCUGAUGAAAAUGUGACAUUAUUUGGCUUCACUUUAGAUAAAAGUGGUAGUACAGGCUUGUCUUAUAUGGAAAGUGAACAUACCUCAAAAUGCUUUUUACAAUACUAUACAACAAUAACUGGUGACAAAACAAAGGACCAAAUGUCAGUUGUAUUUUUUAAAAUGGAUCUUGUAAAUGAAAGAGUGAUUAUCGAAAGAGUGGGUAAUGAUGUUACUAAUUUAACCGUCUCAAACCUAAAUCAGAAAGAAUAUCGUGAUAAAAAACAUGACCAGCGUAAGACUCGAAGAGAAGCUAUUGCACAGAGUGUAGCUAAUAAUAACCUUCUACGACGUCAAACAAGAGAUAGUGAAGGUGAUCCAGAAGUAAAAGAAUCAUCCGUUAAAACUCCUCCUACUACCACUUUAACUUCUGCUGCUCCAUCUGCUGCUCCUACCGUUAUAAAGGUAAAAACAAAUCCAACUUCUAAAAACAAUACAAAUAUUUCUACAAAAGCACCAGUAAAACCAGAGACUGCUGUAAGCAAGGAAACUACACCAGAUGUUCUUCGUAACCAGGUUGACAUAAAGAAAAAUAAACAAGGCAAUUAUGAUACACAUUUUCUGGUAGUUAUUAAUAGUGAAACGGAAGAAGGUUUAUACAGUCUGUUUUUCCACAAUUGUUUGAACUUUAAGCCCAACGUGGACUCAACAGUAACUAUGACGUUACAAGUAGUAGAAGAGAAUAAUGGUAAUUAUUUAUCUGCUGGAAGUCAACCAGAACCAACUUUAUUUUUUGUCUUCUUCUUAUCGUAUUUUAUCUGUGGUUGUAUUUGGUUGUCCGUUCUACGUAAAGCAGAGAAAAAUGAUGUGUAUAAAAUCCACUAUUUGAUGUUAGCUGUUGUAUGGGUUAAGAGCGUAUCCUGUUUAUUCCAUGGUAUCAACAGUCAUUUUAUAGCUAAAUCUGGUAUACCUGAUGAAGCCUGGGCUAUUCUCUGGUAUAUUGUAUAUCUAACCAAAGGUGCAUUGAUGUUUGGAACAAUAUUAUUGAUUGGUGCAGGAUGGGACUUUAUAGAACACAUGUUGAGUCACAAAGAAAAGAAAUUAUUUGCCAUCUUUUUACCAUUACAGGUAUUAAAACAAGUAGCUUGGGUUAUUAUAGAAGAAAGUGAUGAGGGACAAUUCCAUUACACAACCUGGAAACAGAUAUUUUUUGUUGUGGAUUUACUCUGUUGUGUAGCCAUUUUGUUUACAGUUGCAUGGUCCAUCCGCCACCUUCAAGAAGCAUCAGCAGUGGAUGGUAAAGCUGCGAUGAAUUUAAAUAAACUGAAAUUUUUUAGACAUUUUUAUAUAAUGGUUGUUUGUUAUAUAUAUUUUACUAGAAUGAUAGUUUAUCUGUUAAAAAUAACACUACCAUUCCGACAUGAAUGGUUGACAGAAUUUUUCCGAGAGAUAGCUGUAUUUUUAUUUUUAUUUGUUACUGGUUAUAAGUUCCGACCAGCUUCUAACAAUCCAUAUCUGCAGGUACCACAAGAUUCUGAUGAUGAAAUAGAAAUGGAAGAAGUAUUAACAAAGAAUGCAACAACUGAUACAUUGAGUAAAGUUAAUCAACAGCUAGUCGAGAAGAAAAAGAAUACAAAUAAACAGGAGGAUGGAAUAAAACAAAGAGAAAGUAGUUUAGAGUAUGAUUAAAUACAUACUUAUAUAUUAUAUUUCUUACUUUCUAACAUCCAUUAUAGGAAGAUUAGCACAGUUUAACACUGUUAUUUGUCAUUGAAACUGGAAUAUAACAGAAACUCAUUUGAAUAUUAGUUCAACCAAGUUAAGAGUAAUUCCAUUGGUCGUAAUGGAGCAAUCCUAGAUAUAUUGUGAUCAUUCAAAUUUAAAUAUCUUAAUCCAUUUGUAUAGGACCCAUCGUGUUGUACAGGACCCAUCGUGCUGUGCAGGGGUACAGGAUCCAUCAUGUUUUCGCUCUAAAUAAUCUAUGGAUAUUUCCUGAAUAUCGAUGAAGUGGCUCUGUUUAUUUUAGCUUAUUGUAGAUGUUUAGAUAAACUGCUUUGCUGUCAUACAUCUAAUUGUUUUAACCGAUACCCUGUGAAAUCUGGAACUGGUCCUAAAACCAUACAUGGUAACUUUGAGAUCAAUAAAUUUUAUUGAAGGAUCAAUUAUAUGUUAAGUUGAUGAAUUUAAUUACUUUUAACCAAGGAUUUAAAGAACUUUUAUUUUAUAUCAUUUCAAACCAAAACUAGUUCAAUAUAUACAUGUAUAUCUAAUGUGUAUUGGACAGAGCAAUCAUUCCUUAUAUUUCCUGGAAUUUAACUGCAGAUUCUAUACACAUCAUCUCUUCUAUUGUAAAUAUCUGUAUUUCAUUAGUUGAUUGUUUAAUUUAUUCUUGAAAUGAUUUCAAUAAUUUCUAAGUCAUGUAUAGAUUUGCACAGCACUAUUAUAUUUAUCAGAAUUUAUGCUUAUUUUAUAUGCCGGUACUACUGUGUGCUUCCAACUUCUAUAUUCCAUUUUCCAUCAUGGGAUCAAUAGGUUUUCCUUUAAAGAUAUAUUUCCUCAACAGACAUGAUCUAAAAUACAUGAUUAUCGAUUGGAAAACAUAUCUAACCUACCAAGAAAUGUAAAUUUGUUACAAAAUAUAUCGGUUCUUUCAAUAUACUUCAAGCAAAACUCUUUUUCUUGCCAAUAUACAAGAAAUGUAGUCUGUUGAGUGUUCACAAGGAAUUGUGGACGACGAACGGACGGGGGCCACAGCAAUAUAUAUAUAUGACCACAUUUACAAAAAUAACAAAUCAAAUUUUGGUAAAACAUAGUUGACAUUUUAAAGACAACAGAGCGGCCAUUUUGUCAAGCAGUAUCUGUUCGAUUUUCACAAAAUUUUAACUCAACCAUCAUUAGGGUGUAACUGUUAUAUUUGAACUCAACCAUCAUUAGGGUGUAACCGUUAUAUGUUAAACUUUAAACGAUAUGCACGAAUAUCGAAAGGAACCAAGAUAUUUGGGUUACAAACAUACAUUUUAAGUUUCAUCAAAAUCAGAUCAAAAAUUAUGACCUCUAGAGUGCGCACAAGCUAAAAGAAAAGGGAUUUUUCGUACAAUCGGGGACCAUAAUCAAUGACAUUACGGCCCGACAGAUGCUAAUAUCAAAAAGAACCAAGAUCAUUGGAAUAUAAACCUACGUAUUUCAAGAUUCAUCAGAAUCAGAUAAAAAUUGUGACCUGUAGGUGUCCACAAACAAAUUCCGAACAGACAUCCUGAUGGACAGUGGCGACGACAAUUACGGCCACUUCUUCUUAACUUUUUAAAACAAAAUUUUAAUCCUAAAGAUUGUGUAACAUGACUAAUCAAAAUAAACACAUCAGAUCAACUCCAA